CUUACACGUACUGCGGCAGCGAGAAACACAACAGCAACAGAGCAAUGAACGAGACAGCAGUGAGCAGUUAAUGAGAGGAAAAGACAAGAUCAAACCUGAGGAACUGGCAUCAUGCAUCCUUUAAUUGUGGAAUAUGUUUGACACUCUUAAGAACCGGAACAUAAAUCUAUUGGAGAACUAGAAACUUUGUCAUUCUCCUGCAUCAGGUGUUCAUUGGAGCAAGAGCUGAAGGAACACGUUAUUGAUCACAGAGAAACGAGAGAUAUUGAUGCUCUUCAUGAAUGAACUGUAUUGAUUAAAGCGGUUUUGAUGCUGUCAGAAUGUAUUAUAUGGAUUUAAAGUCCAGAGAGGAGAAUGUGCAGCGACUGGUGCGAUCUAAACCUGUCCUGCGCGGCAAACUCUGUCGACCGCGACUGCUUUUCAUUCAUCGACCGCAUGAGCAAUGCUCAACCAGACAAACUAAAACUCCCCCGAUUACCAGGGACUGCAGUCUCAGCGCGAUGAAUGUAGAGUCCUGGGACCCUCGUGACCCACAGCCAGACUCACCUGACCUCUUGACCUCACAGCCGCAGCAGCCUGAUAAACUAUGUCUGGAGUCUUUCUGGAGUGAAGUGGAGACAAUACGACAAAACAGCAGCGACUCUGAACUCGACCGCAGCCGACGAGACUCACGACAGUCUGAAGACAGCGAGCAGGACGAGCUCUGGCUGCAGGAUGCUGGUUUGUCGCCGUUAGCUACCAGUGAAGGAGAGGAAGUUGAUAAAGCGGUGUUGUUGUCUACGCUCACUAAGACACAAGCAGCGGCGGUUCAGAGACGCAUCGACUCGUACACGUGUUCACUGCGCAAGAGAAACAAAACACCACCACGACAUGUCAAAGACAUCUUUAGCUCCUCCAUCACUCAGUCCGCAGUUUCUGAGACACACAACAGUGAAUCCGACACACACACACACAUGGAGAGCAUCACAAAGAAUCAACGAUCAGCUGUCAGUGUUCAGGACUCUACAGGAGCUCUACAGAAGGACGAGAUCUUUAUCACUGAUGUGGCGUAUUGUGAACAAGCCGCCAUUUUACUGAAACUAGCCAAACUACCACAGAACAACAGCAGCCAACACAGAAGAGAUGAUGGGAUUCUGCCGAGGGUGAUCUGUCCUCAGUGUCGGUUGGGUGUGACGCGGGUCGUGGACCUCUCACAUCAGGACAUGAAGAAGGUCCGCCAACUAGCUUUGAUUGACAUGACCGCACUGUGUGACCUCCUGGAGCUCGAGGUCAAACGACACAAAACCUACAAGAGGAAGAUUCCUGAGAGCUGUUUGUUUGGCGUUCCUCUCGCCUCAUUGGUGGAGAACGAUCAGAAGAUCAAACCUAACACUCAGAUCCCUCUCCUUCUCCAAGAACUUCUGUCAUUCAUAGAGAAGAAAGGUCUCGAUUCUGAAGGGAUUCUGCGGGUUCCAGGAUCUCAGUCCAGAAUUAAAGUGUUGCAGCAGAAGUUGGAGAAGUCGUUUUAUGGCGGUUCGUUCAGUUGGGAUGAUGUCAGUCCGAAUGAUUCCGCGGCUUUGCUCAAGAAAUUCAUCCGCGAGCUGCCGGCGCCACUGCUGACUGCCGAACACCUCAACACAUUCAGCGCUGUGAGAGAUAUUGCUGAACUGAAGCAGAAGUUACAUGUGUUAAAUCUGCUUAUCCUGCUGCUGCCAGAGCCAAACAGAAACACACUCAAGGCUCUGUUGGAGUUUCUCAGUAAAGUCGUCUCUUUUGAGCGUCGGAACCGUAUGAAUCUGUGGGCCGUCUCCACCAUAAUGGCGCCAAAUCUCUUCCUACAUAAAGCCAUGCCGACUAAACUCACAGUAGACGGUCAAGAGAAAGGCCAGGCGGAGCGAGCGGCCGAUAUCAUGAGACUCCUCAUUCGCUACCAGGACCUGCUGUGGACGGUUCCCAACUUCCUGAUGAGUCAAGUGAGAAAACUGAAUGAGAACAGCAGCCGGCGCUAUCAGUUUUACGACAAACGCAUCAAAAACCUGCUGAGGAAGAGCCACACAGACAGCAAAGAUAAAGCUGACAAGAACUCUGCUGAGCCGUUUCGUACUGUAAAGAUCCAGCUAGGUGACGUGAGUUUCUCGAUGGAGUUUCGUCUCACAGUUAACUCUCGCGCUGCUGAUCUGCUGUCACAGUUUUAUAAAGAACUACACACCUCUGACAACAGCAGGGGAAUCGUCAGACGAAAUGGCUCAACAAGCUACCCGGACUGUGCCAUCUAUGAAGUAGGUGGAAAUAUUGGUGAACACUGUCUGGAUCCAGAAACACAUUUGUUUGACCUUUAUAACAACAACCCCAGUGGAGAGUGGAUUAUUAAACUCAAGUCCGCCAGCAGAGGGCUGUAGAGACUCAUGAGACACAAACACUCCUCCAUCUGUUUCCUUUAGAGCUCAUGGACUUCACAGCCACAAUGUGAAUGAAACCAAGAGAGCUUUCACAUGAGACUGAACUGUGAAUAAAUGAACAUAUGAUCGUGUUUAUAAGCGUGACUUGAGGUUUGGAUCAUUGACUUUCAUCUCACAAAGAAGCUCUGAGACGCUGAUGAGAAUGACACACAGGAAGUGAUGUCACAGCGCUGGCUUCCAGAGGCUGCCAUACUGAUACUGAUGUGAUGAAGCUGGACUUCUGUGUUUGAUUUGGACAUUUUUGCUUUUGUGUUUUCGGUGACGAACGACCGCUUGAGAUUUUAUGCAUUAUUGCACCAUUAAUUGUCAUUAUUUAUUAUUUAACUGCUAGUGCGUAAUUGUGUUUGAUUAUGUGAGAUGAAUGAAUUUCCGAGGUGUCGUUUUGUACAGAUUUUGUGCCACACAGUAUUAAAAACAUGAAGGUUUCAGAUUCUAGAAAUCCCUACAAUGUCGCUGUAGCUCUUUAUGGCUACGAGAUGCCAAUUAAAGCUACACAUGCACUCUAUUUCUAGGCUUUUUUUUGUAUAAUAUUGAAUUGUUUUGAAAUCUCUUUGAUACCGUGUGUAUUAAGACACUAAUCGCGUAAUUGAGGCUCACACAUUCAGAGAUAUUAUUGUGUAUUAUUACACACAUACACACUCAUUUGUCAUUACUACAUUUCAUAUAGUUCUGUCAGAGUUGUGCGAGUGUUAGUGAGAUUGUGUUGUGUAAUAGUGUAUAACAUCCAUCACAUACUGUCACGCCUCUUCCUGAUCAACACAUACACACACACACAAACACACACACUGAGAGAAUAUUAAGAAUGUGUACAUGUUUAGCAUCUCUCCAGCUGUAGUGCACUUGAUGCAAAGAACUUGAGAAACAUUGCAUGUUAAUGAUUUAUGGAAUUUAAAGUGCUGAUCACAACAAUCUUCAGUGUAGAUUUUUAUAUUUCUGAAGAACCUGUUGUUUGCCAGUGCAAAACCACCAUGAUGCUAGGGUGUUCUGGUUGGUUGCUGAUUGGUUUCUAAACUAGCCCGAAUCAAAAUGAUAUUAUGGUCUCUAUAUACUGUAUGGCUCGAGUCCCUCCUUCAUUGUAAGGUUCUAGGGUUGCCAACCGUCCCGUAUUAGCCAGGAUGUCCCGUGUUUUGGCUGAAAUGACGAUGCACCUAUUGUCCCGUAUUUUAGCAGUGAAAAUGAAAAUCGUAAGGCUGAUCGCUUAGAAAAGUACUAUCACAAGCCGUGUGAUUUGAGGUAUCUUAAGCCACUUUUCCACCAUCUGGCCAAAUGGUUCUUGUUGCGUAACAGUGACAUUCUGUACCGAUCUGGGCUUGUUGACAUGUUUCUGGUUUCUUGUUUUUUUUCCAUUGUGGUGCUGCAAAAUUAGGGUUAGAAUGAACUGACUGGGCACGUCACUAAAGUUGUUCUGUCCUGAGUACGGUUAGCUAAAGGCCGAAACAUGCGUUGCAUCCAGAAAUCUAUACUUCUCUAAUAUAUAGUAUGCCAAAAACAGUAUGCCAAUGGAGUAGUAUGUCCCAAUCCUCAGUGUUAAUAAAAGAGUAAGUGAGAAAUACUCAGAUGACCGACUAUUUCCGGUGAGAUUCUGAAGUCCGGAUCAACUUGACACUUUACGAUUCCAUAAUCCCUAUAGAGCUGAGGAAACUUAAAAUUUAGGCCACGUCCACACUAACAUGUUUUCGUUUAAAAAGCAUUUUUUUCUCUACGUUUUGGCCUUCCGUCCACACUGAGACAUCGUUUUUGACCACGAAAACUGAGCUUUCAAAAACGCUUUCUUAAGUGGAUACAUUUGAAAACGCUGCCUUCGUGUUGUAGUGUGGAUGGGGAAAAUGGAGAUAUCUGAAAACAAUGACGUGAUCAUGAGGUCCAUUCAACCCAAAACAAUCAAGAUGGCAGCCCACAUUGUAGCAGUGUUAUUGUGCCAGCUAUUUACUUUGAGAGCAUUUUUAAAGAUAAAUGUUACUUUGUACAACCUUCACAUUGCAUUCCUUCAAAGGUGACGCAAAGUUAAUUGCUGUCCAGCGACAAAACACGAGGACAACUGUGUUUCAGACCUUACAUGCAACGUGAUUUUUCGCAUGCACAGUAAGGGGAUUUAUGAGUUUUCAUACGUUUUAGUGUGGACGAGCAACUUUUGGAAAAUGAUUGAAAAUGGCAGUGUGGAUGUAGAGCAUUAAGAAAAUGAAAACGCUGUUCAAAUUUCAAAUGUAUCCGGAUUAAUGUGGACGUAGCCUUAAAAACGCCAAAUAAAAAUAACAUAAUUUAGAUUCUCAUUGGUCAACGCAUGCCUGCGUCAGAGUGCGAUGCAGCAAAAGUUGAAAUGCUCUAAACGUUUGGUUGCAAAUCCUUAAAUUUUCCCUCUUUUUCCUUCAAACGCACCAUCCUCAUUGAAUCAAUGCAUUUGCAGCGUUCUCUGACGCAGCUUAAACUCUAGUGUGUAGGCCCAUGCUCUAUGCAAGUACGUGAACGCAGAUGCGAGCACUUGGCCACCGCAUUACCAACUCAUGUUCUGAACAUGCUUAACGUGCGUUCUUGUGUGACCGUGGCGGGAACAAACCUCACUACUCAAGGGGGCGAUAAGAGUUCCUUUUAAACGUUCAUACUGGAUCGUUAAUAUUGAGCAGUUCAGGCUGUAGUCCAAAAACCCGUAAAUCAAUUAGCAUUUUCAAGCCAUGGGUUCCCUCAGGAAUUUCCUAUCGGUUUUCACAAUGGCAGUUUUCGAUUUAUAAAAGUUAAAGUAUAAAGUAAAGCCUGUGGUUAAAAUAACUUGAAGAGAAUUUCACAUUUGGCUCUAGAACAUUAAUUAAACAGUCAUGCUUCAAACGUUAUUUUUCAACCUACUUUGUUUUUAAGAAUGCAUAUUAAGGACUACAACUCCCAUCAGCAUGAGUGCUACCUGCUUUUAUGAAAUGGGCAACUGUUGUAGUCCUUAUUUAGCGACGGGUUAGCAACAUGCAUUUUUAAAAGACAACAUAUUAGCUGGACCCACUCUACAUAAGGGGACUUUAACAACAAUGCACUUAAGCAUUUGUUACAAUGUAUGUAUUAUGUAUAUGCAUUGUUGCAUUGUACUUACAUUUAAAGUACCUGCACUUAAUUACAUCUGUAGUUACACUGUGAAGCUUACACCUAACCCUUCCCCAACCCUUAACCUAACCCUACUUCUAAACCCAAACUCCUAAGCCUUCUGGGUUUGCUUCCAAAUGGAUUUCAAAGCUAAAAGGUUCUAUCCUGGUAAGUUGCUUUAAACAUAUUGAUUUUAACUUACUUGAUCACCAAUAUUCUCUUCAAACUGUUGCUCCGCCAUGACAGUAGUUGACUUGAAAGAGAAAUCUCACUGUAGAUGUGGAUAGUUCACACUAAUCUCACUAUAGCGCCCCUGGUGGCACCGUUGAGAAUGCAAUGCGCACUUGCUUUGUGUUAUGAAUUGCGGUCUGACACAUUUUGGAAUGCAACUAUGCACGAAAUCGAGCUUGUUGAGUAUGUUUCGGCCUUAACUGUCCUGAGAAAUCCCGGCCGGGAACGGUUUGUAAUCGUACCAAACCGUGCUCAUGUAGAAACGCUACUGGAGCCGUUACUCACCGUGCUGUGAACCAUUUGACCCGAUGGUGGAAAAGUACUUGAUUUAUGCUAGCUAGAAAUAGUGAUGCUUGACUUAUUAAACACUGCUAAUAAAACCUCUAACAAACCCCAACAAAACCAGCACUGAACGUUUAACUCUCAACAAAAAUGUAACAAACAUGUGUUAUAUCAGGACUGUUGUAUUCGACAUGUAUGACAUUUGAACACAAUACACACGAGAUGUCAGUGCAGUGUAGUGUUGUGUAGUGUGUGUGCAUGUCACAGUUGGUUGGUCAGGGACAAAGACGCCAGAAGAAUCUGCUGUCAGCAGUAAUAAUCAGAUCUGGGUCACCGCUGGAGCCCGCCGCACUGACACUGACGCCUGCGGCCGACACAUGCUCAACUUCCCACACACACAUAUGUUUAUCCACAUACGGGAUACAUGCAUUCACAUUAAACAUCACAUGACUCACAUGCGCUUUUCUGUGACAUUGAACUUAAAGUGAGUGACAUGUAAAAUGCAAACGUUCUCUAAAUGGACAGUGUUUUUAUUGAAGUCUUAUAAUCAAUAUUUCUCAAUUCGUGUUCUGUCUUACAAACUAAAGCUCUUCUGAUGUGAAAGAUAUUGAAGUAAAUGCUUGUACAGUAUGUGACUGCAGCUUUUGUAAAAGGAUUUGUAUUUGUGAUGUAGUAAAAUGUUUUUUAAUGAUUUUAACUGGACUUGUUUGUUGAUUGAAUGUUCACAGUAAUGGUGAGGAAGGUAAAUUCAGUUUAA
This is a messenger RNA of Myxocyprinus asiaticus (Chinese sucker), 6771 nucleotides long. RefSeq names its product rho GTPase-activating protein 40. The coding region runs from base 321 to 2378 and encodes 685 amino acids. Gene Ontology annotation, biological process: signal transduction; regulation of small GTPase mediated signal transduction; regulation of actin filament polymerization. The transcript is spliced from 15 exons. The record is from RefSeq and is a predicted model, not a curated record. Lineage: Eukaryota; Metazoa; Chordata; Actinopteri; Cypriniformes; Catostomidae. Gene Ontology annotation, molecular function: GTPase activator activity. Gene Ontology annotation, cellular component: cytoplasm.